AGUUAGCAAACUCUAUUCACUUAUUUAUUAUCAAAUUAAGAUCUCUAUUCAUAUAAGUUUUAAUACAAUACAUUCCAUAACAAAGAAUCCUCUAUCGAUUAAUCCAAAAAAAUUCUUCCUAAUUCAAUCAGAGGUAUAUCAACCAUUAUUAUAAUGAGUUUUUCAUACUAUAAAUACAAUCAAAUCAACCAGAAAGUUUCAACAAACACCACCAACUUUCUACUUUUCCUUGAGCUGUUUUCUCUCUCAGGGCAACACAACCCAAUACAAUGAAGGUGGUUGAGGUUUGCAGAGUGACUCCAAUUCCUAGCUCGGCCACCUCAACCUCACUUCCACUUACUUUCUUUGAUGUGUUCUGGUUAACAGUGUCUCCAAUUCGGUGCCUUUUCUUCUAUGAAACCUCCCAUCCGAGCACUACGUUCUUAGAGGAAGUUCUUCCUAAACUCAAGCACUCCCUCUCUCUCACGCUCCACUACUACCUUCCGCUCGCCGGAAAUCUGACGUGGCUCCCAGAUUCUGAUAAACCCAUUACCCAAUACGUUGAAGGUGAUGAUGCACUUUCACUUACCAUAGCUGAGUCUGAAGCUGAUUUCUACUAUCUCUCAAGCAACAGCUCUCACGAAUUCAAAGAAAUUCAACCCUUUGUACCCAACUUACCGGCCUCUCACACACGAGUACCGGUGAUGACAUUGCAAAUCACUUUGUUCCCAAACGCUGGAUUUUCAAUUGGUUACACCACACAUCAUGGAGUACUGGAUGGGAAAACUGCAGCUCUGUUUAUGCAUUCAUGGGCUUCCAUUUGCCGACGCAGUGGAGACUCAACUUUAAUGCCUGAACUAACUCCAUGCUACGACAGGACUUUGAUUGAUGACCCAAAUGAUCUUGAGAGAAAUAACCUAGACUUUGUGUUGAAAUAUAUUGAACCCAGAAACAAAAGCCUCAUGAUACUGAAUGCAAAUGCUCAACCCGAUGCAAUGAUUUGCACGUUCCAAUUGACACGGGCAAACAUAGAGUUGAUCAAGAAGAGGGUGAACGCUCAAUGGCAAGAGAAGUAUAAACACAAACUAGCCAUGUACGUGUCGACCUUUACAAUAACAAGUGCCUAUGUAUGGGUUUCCCUAGUUAAAGCCCGAAAAAUAAGGACAGGGAAAGUUCAUCUGGGAUUCAGUGUCGAUUGCAGGGCUCGUUUGGAACCCCCUAUCCCUUCAACUUACUUUGGGAACUGCAUUUCAGGCUGUUUCAUAGAUGCAGAUUCAUAUGACUUAAUAGGAGAAGAUGGGGUGGCUAUGGCAGCAAAAGCUAUUGGCGAAGCUAUAGAAGGUUUGAAUGAUGGAAUUCUAGAUGGGGUUGAGUUGGCUAAACUGCCUUUUAUGGACAUGGAUAGGUUAUUUAGCAUUGCAAGUUCACCACGCUUUGAGCUGUACAAGACUGACUUUGGAUGGGGCAAACCGAAGAAGGUGGAGAUGACAUCAAUUGAUAAAAAUGGAGCAUUCUCUCUUUUUGAUUCCAGGGAUGGCAAUGGUGGGCUUGAGAUUGGGAUAAUGUUGAAGAAACAGGAAAUUAAAGCCUUUGCCUCUCACUUCGCCAGUGGUCUCGAAGUUGAAAAAAUGCAGUGACGAACCCUAAAUACAGUAUCAACACCAUAAUAAACAACUUUCAUUAAUGUGGUUAUCACAAUAAUGCUACAUGUUCACGUGUAUUUUUUUAAUAAUUUUUAUGGUUUAAUAAAGUGCUAUAAAUUUUUUAUUUUACUAGCAUGUGUGGCAUGCAAAGAUAAAACUUUAGAAUUUAAAACAGAACCUGCUUAAAUAAUUUGAUAGAAACAACCAAUGUAGCGGAGACAAAAAAAUUGUAAAAUUUAUUAGUUUAUAGAACAUUAAUCUUAAACUAUUGAGUUGAUUUUGGAAAAGAUCAUCAAAAAAACUGUUGUAAAUGGAUUGAACAUUUUUCACUGUGGCAAACCUACCCAUCCUCAGUUUGAUAAACAUUUUGAUAGUUUCAAACCAGCAAAUUGAGCUAAUUAGAAAUACUUGAUGGAAAAA
Molecule: messenger RNA, 2042 nt
Organism: Camellia sinensis
Lineage: Eukaryota; Viridiplantae; Streptophyta; Magnoliopsida; Ericales; Theaceae
Product: phenolic glucoside malonyltransferase 1
Source: RefSeq, a predicted model, not a curated record